This is a messenger RNA of Trypanosoma grayi, 753 nucleotides long. RefSeq lists its product as hypothetical. Gene Ontology annotation, cellular component: membrane; cytoplasm. The record is from RefSeq and is a predicted model, not a curated record. The coding region runs from base 1 to 753 and encodes 250 amino acids. The transcript has a single exon. Lineage: Eukaryota; Euglenozoa; Kinetoplastea; Trypanosomatida; Trypanosomatidae.
AUGCUACCAUCACGUCUAUGCCACGCCAUUUCAUUCUGGCUUCGUGAAUAUCCGUGGAUGACCAAUGUCACCAUCGGGACGACCAUUGGAUUUUCUGCAGAUAUCUUUAUACAGGGUGUGGUAAAAAAGAUUCCACGAGAGAAGGAAGCUGUCCUGCCGCAGGACGUAUCCCCAUUGGUGGUGGAAUGCCCCCGCAUCCUGCACAAGUUGAGGAUUCGCCUCAGCGGUGAUAGGGACUCUCAAGUGGCUUUGAUUGACCUACGGCGCAGCUUCAUUUUUUCGAGUUUCACAAUUCUUUUCAACACGUAUUUUUUUCUCGCAAUGUACAAAUGGUUAGACGCUGUUUUCCCCCCAUCAGUUGUGACACGACGUACAGCAAUUGUGAAAGGAUUUUUGAGUUGGGUAGGGGCUAACGCGACGACUCCAUUGUACUUGGCUUAUGUGGCGGCAAUGAGUCAUUACUUCAUACACAGGACGGGCCGUCGUCAAUUUGAUGCCGCUGAAAGUGGUGGAGUUGGUUGGGUCGUGGAUUUCCCAAUUUUUUUUGGCGAGGUGAAAAAACAGGUUAAACAGCAGCUGAGAGAAGACUGGCCGGAUAUGAUGCGAUACGGUAUUUUCUUCUGGGGCUUGAACUGGUUGCCGAUGUUUUACUACAUCCCUCCACACUUCCGCUAUGUGUACGGGUCUUCAUUGCAGGUGGUGUGGAGUGCGAUUAUGUCUCACCUGAUGCAUCGUGGGGUGAAAGUAAUUUGA